This is a messenger RNA of Aspergillus alliaceus, 1400 nucleotides long. RefSeq lists its product as uncharacterized. The transcript has a single exon. The annotation marks the transcript as partial. NCBI's taxonomy places the organism in Eukaryota, Fungi, Ascomycota, Eurotiomycetes, Eurotiales, Aspergillaceae. The record is from RefSeq and is a predicted model, not a curated record. Gene Ontology annotation, cellular component: intracellular anatomical structure. Gene Ontology annotation, molecular function: FMN binding; NADP binding; NADPH dehydrogenase activity.
CGCCUCGCGGUAGAUUCUACUAGUAUGACUCCCCAAGUGAUCCCGUACGAGGGUAUUCCCUACUUCACCCCCGCCAACAAUGGCGGGGCAGCCAAAGACCCGAAGAGUCCAGAUACCCCCACUCUAUUCCGCCCCCUCCACAUCCGGGGCCUGACAUUGAAGAACCGGAUCAUGGUCGCACCCAUGUGCAUGUACUCAACACAAUCGGACCCAUCAUCACCCUUUGUUGGUGCGCUGACAAACUACCAUAUCGCCCACCUAGGACACCUUGCCUUCAAAGGCGUGGGACUGAUUAUCAUCGAGGCAACAGCGGUCCAGCCCAAUGGCCGGAUUUCGCCUAACGACUCCGGUCUCUGGCAGGAGGGCACUGAGUCGGAGCAGUUCCAAGGGCUGAAGCGCGUUGUAGACUUUGUUCAUAGCCAGGGAGCGAAGAUCGCUAUUCAACUUGCCCAUGCUGGUCGCAAGGCCAGUACCAUGGCACCCUGGGUUGCAAAGGAGGCAGGAAAGUGCAGUCUCCGAGCUGAAGAAAGUGUUGGUGGAUGGCCCGACAACGUUGUGGGGCCCUCUGGCGGCGCGGAACACGUCUGGGCGCUGGGAGACGGAUUCUGGGCUCCACGCGAGCUUAGUACUGCAGAGGUAGAGGGGAUAGUGGAGGCAUUCGCUAAGAGUGCUAAGCUAGCUGUCCUGGCUGGUGUGGACGCCAUCGAGAUUCACGGAGCACAUGGGUAUUUGAUCUGCCAGUUUCUGAGCCCAGUUACCAACCGGCGGACCGACAAAUAUGGUGGCUCAUUUGAAAAUCGAACGCGGAUCGUGCGGGAAAUUGCUGCGGCGAUUCGUGCCGUGAUCCCUGCUGAUAUGCCUCUAUUCUUGUGCAUCAGUGUUACUGAAUGGCUUGACGGCAAGGCUCCCGAGUUUUGGGACCUCCAUUCUUCCAUUGCACUUGCUAAAUUGCUUCCUGACUUGGGAAUUGAUUUCCUUGAUGUGAGCUCUGGCGGUAACCACAAAGGAUCAGGUAAUUGAGCCGCAUACACACUAUCAGAUUGAUCUUGCUAGAAAAAUGCGAAAGGCAAUUCGACAGGCCGGACAAAGAACACUGGUUGGAGCCGUGGGUUUAAUUACACAAGCAGACGCUGCCAGUCAGAUUGUCCAGGGAGCACAUGCCGAUGAAGCAGAAGCGGCUGAAGCGAUGCUAACCGGUUCGCAACCAGAGGCUGACGCUGUGCUACUGGGACGUCAAUUCCUUAGAGAAGCAGAUUGGGUGAUCAAUGCAGCAAAGAAGCUGGGGGUUCCUUUUACCGCAUCUUUGCAGCUCGGUCGUGCAGUUUGAACUGAUAUAAUGGUUUGUUUAGGGAUGGGGACAAUUCCAUCUAACGAAAAAUGAUAGAGAGCUAGGAAUCAGG